Molecule: messenger RNA, 4406 nt
Organism: Physcomitrium patens
Lineage: Eukaryota; Viridiplantae; Streptophyta; Bryopsida; Funariales; Funariaceae
Product: zinc protease PQQL-like
Biological process (GO): proteolysis
Molecular function (GO): metal ion binding; metalloendopeptidase activity
Source: RefSeq, a predicted model, not a curated record
UUUAGGGUUUUGUUCCAGGCUCCCUCUUCUCCCACGGACGUGAUUCAUCGAAGUUUUGGUGUCGGAUUCUGAUCAAGUCCACUGGCGAAUUGUGACUUAGGGUUCGGGUCUUGCUCAGGAAUUUUGCUGCAUUUCUUCCCCUACGCUGCGACAGUCCGACAACACGGAGACCGUAUACCUUAAGCAAGACCAGACGUGAUUCUGGCGUGAAUUCUGAUUUUUAUUUUUAUUUUUAUUUUUAAAGUUUUCAAUAAACAAUGAACAAUAAUUUAGGUGUUUGAGUAUAGUGAGAUUUUUUGAGCUGUUCGAUGUGGUCGAAUCCUGUGCCCGAUCGAGAUUACUUAGUGUUCAGGUCUUGUAGAGCGCGCAGUUCAUAGCCUGUGCUUCGGAAACUGGUCAGGUCUUAGUGAAUCUUGAAGGCGAUGUCGAAAUCUGGCCCCGAAAAUGGUAAUGACUUCGAGUCAGGGAUCGGGGUAGAGCGAGUGGUGGAGUUGGAGUUGAAGCAGGAAUUGUAUUUGGAGAUGAAGCAGGAAUUGUAUUUGGAGAUGAAGGCUGGAAAUGAGUCGAUGCUGGUGCAGGAGCAGCCCGCACCGUCGUUCAAAGCCCUGAGGCGUCUUGUGGUGAACCCCGACGACCCUCUACCCGCUGGUCCUGUGGGGGUUGAUUACGGUGUUUUGGAGAAUGGACUUUGUUACUAUGUGCGCAAGAAUGCGAAGCCAAAGGAGCGUGCUGCCCUGGCGCUCGGGGUUAGAAUUGGGUCUGUUCUGGAGGAAGAGGAAGAGCGAGGUGUUGCACAUAUUGUAGAACAUUUGGCUUUUAGUGCCACCCGGAAGCACACCAACCACGACAUCAUUCGCUUUUUGGAAAGCAUCGGGGCUGAGUUUGGGGCCUGCCAAAAUGCGUCGACAUCACCUGAUGAGACUAUUUACGAACUCAUGGUUCCAAUUGAUAAGCCCGAAAUAUUAUCCCAAGCGCUCAACAUUCUUGCUGAGUUCAGUACUGAGAUUCGAAUAUCUGAUGAGGAUCUUGAGAAAGAAAGGGGUGCUGUUUUGGAAGAAUUGAGGGGAGGGAGAAAUGCAAUGGGUCGCACACAAGAAGCGCAUUGGUUGCUGUUGAUGAAAGGCUCUCAGUAUGCCAAUCGGCAACCAAUUGGAUUAGAGAAGGUUAUAAAAAAUGUUACUGCGUCGCGUGUCAAAGAUUUUUAUCAUCGCUGGUAUAGACCUGAAAAUAUGGCCAUUGUUGCAGUUGGAGACUUCCAUACUACUGAGAAUGUAGUGGAGCUCAUCAAACAACAUUUUGGGGAAAGAAAACCACAUGCUGUAGACAAUAAUUUUCCUACAAUUCCAGCGUUCUCUGUGCCCUCACAUGAGGAACCUCGUUUCUUAUGCUUUGCUGAAAAAGAGGCUGGCGGAUCUGCCGUUAUGAUUAGCUGCAAGGUUCCUGCAAAACAAGACACAACAAUCAAGGAUUAUCGGUUUAUGAUUGCGGAGCUGAUGUUUCAUAGCGCUUUGAAUCAAAGAUUCUUUAAAAUCUCCAGGCAAAAGAAUCCCCCUUUUUUUUACUGCAUCUCAUCCAGCGAAAAUUUGGUUCGUCCUGUAAAAGCUUAUAUUAUGACAGCCAACUGUCAAGAGCGCGGGACAUUACAAGCAUUGGAACAGAUGCUUACAGAGGUUGCAAGAGUUCGCCGGUAUGGGUUUUCUGAGCGAGAAAUAGCUCUUGUGCGUGCACCCCUAAUGGCAGAUAUUGAAUCGGCAUAUUUAGAAAGGGAUCAGAUGCAGUCUACAAAUUUGCGUGAAGAAUAUUUACAGCACUUUCUCCGAGGCGAGCCAGUACUUGGCAUUGAGUACGAAGCGCAGCUUCAAAAAACUUUGAUACCAGACAUCUCAGCAGCUGAAGUAGCAAAAAUUGCGGAGUAUUACCACGCCAAGUGUAACUGUGUUAUCAAAACGCUAGAGCCGCGUGCACGUUCAACUGAAAGAGAUUUAAAGGCUAUUUUGGCAAAGGUUCAGGCACUUGAGGGUGGAGACAUUGCUCCAUGGGACGAAGAACAUACUCCUGACUCUAUUGUGGAUAAAUUGCCAAUACCAGGUGAAGUGGUUCAAUCGAAGGAGUUUCCAGACAUUGGUGCUACAGAACUGAUAUUGAGCAACGGGAUGCGUGUUUGCUAUAAAUUCACAGAGUUUCUAGAGGAUCAGGUGCUCAUAAGUGGUUAUGCCUAUGGCGGUCUCUCUGAGGUCGACAAAAGCGAUUUCCUCUCUUGUUAUUUGGGUUCAACUAUUGCUGGUGAAAUUGGUGUUUUUGGGCACAAGCCAUCAGUUCUACAGGACAUUCUAGCAGGCAAACGUGCUGAAGUAAGUACCAAAAUAGGUGCCUACAUGCGCAAUUUUUCUGGAGAUUGUUCUCCAACUGACCUGAAUGCAGCUCUUCAGCUUGUGUACCAACUAUUUGUAGCUGAAGUUGAGCCCGCUGAUGAAGAAGUGCAACUUGUGAUGCAAAUGACACUUGAAGGGAUCAAAGCCCAAGAACGAGAUCCAUUCACUGCAUAUUCAAAUAGAGUUCGUGAACUUAAUUAUGGAAAUUCAUAUUAUUUCCAGCCAAUAACAGCUAAAGAUCUUAACAAAGUUGAUGCGAAAAGAGCUUGCCAAUAUUUCAAUAGUUGUUUCAAAGAUCCAUCUGGAUUCACCGUGGCUAUUGUUGGAAACAUUGAUAUUGAAAAAGCCUUGCCCCUCAUACUUCAGUACUUGGGUGGAAUUCCAAAGCCAGAAAUUCCGGUGAUGAUCUACACACGCGAUGAACUGUCAGCUCUCCCCUUCACUUUUCCUGCUCAAGUUGUGAGAGAAGAAGUGCGGAAGAAUAUGGUGCAAGCCCAGUGCUCAGUUCAACUUACAUUUCCGGUUCAAUUGAAAGGCCUUGAUGUGAUGGAAGAGGUCCACUACACAUGCUUCAUCUGCAAGUUGCUGGAGACCAAAAUUAUGCAAGUUUUGCGCUUCAAACAUGGCCACGUAUAUUCUGUGUCAGUGUCCGCGUUUCUGGGAGGGAGCAAGCCGUCAAGAUUUGGGAACGUUCGUGGUGAAGUUGCUGUCAGUUUCUCUUGUGAUCCUGAUGUCGCAUGGAAAUCGGUUGAUAUUGCUUUGGAUGAAGUGAAACGGCUCCAGGAGGAAGGACCAACUGCUGAAGAUGUAUCUACAAUCUUAGAGCUUGAGCAGCGUACCUAUGAAAUUGGACAGCAGGAAAACGGCUACUGGCUGGACCGACUCUUACGUGCCUACCAGUCUCGAGCCUAUUCCGGAGAUCUCAUUCACUCAAUGCAGGCUCAAGAGCAAUGGAGAAAUGCAGUGAGAUCGAAGGCAACGGCUGUGACAAUGAAAGAUGCACUUUGUCGUAUACUCCCUGUACCAUGCAAAGAGCAUUAUACUGCUGUUGCGUUAAUUCCGAGGGCUUCGCGAUGGCAGCAGCUCCUUACCAAGCUUGUUAUCACGGAGCAGGACCUAAGUGCAGAGAGCAAGGUAGCAUUAGCGGCAGCUGGAAUUGUUUUUAUUGGAGCUGCCUUUUGGAAAUAUACCGUUCGACGAUGAGGUACACCACAACAUGCGUAGUAUGCCGAACUCGUAACGCUUCUAUUUUUUCACAAGCUGUGCCACUCAACCCCUCACGUGGAUGUCAGUAUUUGCUCAUUCUCUGCUCCACUAAUAUUGGAAUCAAGCGCUGUAGGCUGUAAAAUUCUAGAUGUUUUUCAUUUGUAGCGAUACCAAUGAGCUUUGCUAAACUGUACCUUCUGUGGAGAGUCUUACAAAUUGGAGGGGUUCCGGGGCUGAUUUCUGGCUUCCAUUAGAAGAUUGACGUGUAUAGGAGUGGGUUCAAAAUAGCUGCUCCUUAAAUUUAACAUCCAGUUUUUUUUUUUUUUUUUUUUUUUUUUUUUCCAUUUUCUCUGCAAAUGUAAUUGCUGCGGAAAUCGCAUCUGUGCUAGGAAUUUAACAGCGUCUUGUAUCUUCAUCAUUUUUUGUACCUCUACGUCUCAAGAGUAAGAGGAUAAGUCAAGUUGCUCCUUCAUUGCGUUGACCUUUAAAGAGGUCUUGUUCGUUUAUAACCACUAUGUAGUGUACAUGAAACUUGGUAAUUUCAUACAGUUGUCUGCUGGAUUGUUGUAUAUGCUACAGCAUGCUAGAGAUAGAGGUCGUCCUUAGGAAUAUGGUGUGAUUUACUUAACAAUCUUCACCGAAGUCACGUAGUCUACUCUCUCAACUUGAUGAACCACUUAUUUGGGCGCCUUGCUUUUUCUUAGAUUUUUUAGAACAAGUUCAAUUUUAAUUUAAGUCAACUGCAUAGUUGCGGUACAUAAUUAAGGAGUUAUUUGGCCAUGUAUCACUUUAUUCUUGUUGUAUUGAAUUACAAUAGUUUGGACCUUA